CUCCCACCUCACUUUUGACCAUGGCUUCACAUCUCUGAUUAGUCUACAAGAGACUAUUGAUUCCUAGUGAAACAUUCUCGAACCAUGCAAUCUGAAAAUCUAAUGACCCAAAAAGAACCCCGAUCAUGACAGUCAAGCGUCCGCCAGCAUGGCUCCGCGAAUCAUUCAGACUUACGUCAACCACAACGCCAGUCCCGUACCUGAUGUCAAUAUCAACAACCCCCAUCGCCCAUCGCCGCAGAGCAGGUCUCGAAAUGGGUGCAAUACUUGUCGAGUCCGACGGGUGAAAUGCGAUGAAGAACGGCCGCACUGUCGAAGAUGUCAGACCACCGGUCGGAAAUGCGAUGGAUACAUGCAGGUCCCCGCGAAGCAGCGACAGGCGAACGGUCCCUCCGAGAUGCGCAUCAUCCAGCAUACACCACAGGUGACCCAGCCCACCCACAUGUGGAUGUUCCCCGCCGUUGACAAGCUCCUCACCGAAGAGGAAUACCGCUCCCUGGAAUUCUUCCAUGUGCAGACUGUCGCGUGCUUUGGAGCCCGCGCGGGAGGUUGCCUGCUCAACGCCGCCUGCCAGGACCCCGGGAUAAGACUGGCUGCUAUGGCGUUGUGUUCUCUGCAGCGGGUGGUACUGCACGGGGACAAUACCCCGCCGCAUGCCCGCUUGAGGGGCAAACAACUCGCUUUGCAGCAGUACAACUCGGCCAUCCGACGAGGGCUGAAGUACUUUCCUCGCAACGGCGACGGAUCGGCUGACCGCAUUCUGUCCUUGUGCGUGCUCUUCUUUUGCUUCGAGAGCCUGCAGGGCCACUUCCGAGCGGCCUUCCGGCACGUCGCCGCCGGGUUGCGUAUUCUCGCACAGCAGCAACUGCGAGGACGCCCCGCGGGAUACCCUUUGUUGCCACCAGACGUGAUUCAGUCGAUUUUUGCCGCCUUGGAGAGCCAGAUGCUGGAGAUUGACGGGAAAUCACCCCUGUCCGAGAGCGAGGGACUACUGGGACGGGGUGGAUCACCGCAACGCCUAUGGACGCUCGAGGAGGCCAACGAUUCCUUCCGCCACAUCUACAAUGACUUCCUGCGACUGUUGAGUUUCUCAUCGACACUCGAUGAACCACACGCCGAAGCGGAGAGGGUGCAAAUCAUGGAGCAAAUCCUGGCGCGGUAUCAUCAGGUACAGGCCGAUCUGGACGCAUGGUCACUGGAAUUCGAUCAAUUCCUCGUCAACAUCUUUCGUUGGGACGGCGCCGACCGCGCUUCGCAACAAUUGGUCCGGAUGCUUCAGCUAUGGCGCACCAUGAUGGGCGUGCUUCUGCAUAUGGAAUGGCCUCCCGCAGAAACCGCCUGGGACGGUUACCUCAGCGAGUUCACCACCAUCCUAAACCUUGCCGAGGAGAUCAUUCUCAUGUCUCCGUCCGUCGAGUCGCCUCGCUCCACUCCGGUGGUAAAAGCUCGCAGCCCUUCUGACUCUAGCAGCCCGCCAGAAGAGCGCCUUUCCUCGUCCUCCCGUGAGAACUCACCUCUUCGGCACGAAUCUCCCUCGAUCGCUUAUGCCGCCAUUCUGCCUCGGCCGCCCCAUUCCUCUCCAUCGUGUUUCUCGAUGUCGUUGGGGAUCCUGCCCGCAUUGUGGACGGUCGCAACGCGAUGUCGAGACUCCCGAGUACGGUACCGCGCUAUCGACAUUAUCAGUCGCAGUAAGCGACGCGAAGGAGUCUGGGACUCAGAUCUCUACUUCCGACUGGCGUUGCAGAUCGCUCACCGCGAAGAACAAGGGGCAGGUCUUGAGGUGGGCGCUGAGUAUACGCCGGCGGAUAUCCCGCCCGAGGUGCGCGUGACGGUCGACGGGAAAUUCGAAGAGGGUCGCGAGGCGAAUAUCACUUUCAUGCGAGAGAAUGUGAAGAUUGGUGAGGAGAUCUUCCAGUGGUGAUUUCGACGCUGGUCAAUGCAGUCCCGCAAGUUGAACGCAUCUUGGCUUGAGAUAGAUAAUCAUUAGGUCGUGUGCCCGUUGUCGCUUGUUGUGGAUAUCUCUGAGUCAUCAAGAUACAUAACUAGCUAUUCACCUCAUUUAGGCCAGUUAUAAUGAAUUAGUAGAUAGGGCAUAUAAAUUUUGAAAUACAAUCAUAUCAUGAACAGGUACUAUUAUAAGCCUGUACUAUACCAG
Molecule: messenger RNA, 2155 nt
Organism: Aspergillus homomorphus CBS 101889
Lineage: Eukaryota; Fungi; Ascomycota; Eurotiomycetes; Eurotiales; Aspergillaceae
Product: Zn(II)2Cys6 transcription factor domain-containing protein
Exons: 2
Coding region: 149-1921 (590 amino acids)
Biological process (GO): regulation of DNA-templated transcription
Molecular function (GO): DNA-binding transcription factor activity, RNA polymerase II-specific; zinc ion binding
Source: RefSeq, a predicted model, not a curated record